AAUUCACAAUAAGACAACUGCAUAACAGUAUACUUCUUUAAAAAUAUAUUACUUACUUGAUCUUACUCAAAGUAAGAAAGGAAUAUUUCUCAACAGCUUAGUUUUUUUUAGAAGCUAAUUUGCAAAUACAUAUUGUGUUGCGUUAGAGUGUAACAAUGCGGGUGCUGUACGUAUUUUUAUUGUCCAUUCUCAUCGGAAGCGCUUUUGGAAAGCCAAAUGAUAAGUCUGGAUCAAGUGACGAAGGAAAAGGUGAUGUAUCAAAAAAUAAUGAUUCAUUGAGUAAGGAAGGAAAAACUGAUAAAACAACUACAGAAAAAACAGAUAAUACACUAAGUGAUCAUAAUGAGGAUCACUAUAUGGGAAGUACAGAAUCAUCGAAUACAAGGACAAUGGAUAAUAAUGGUUUGACUGCUGAAGAUAACAUUUUUGAUGUAAGUUCCAGAAAAGAGAAAAAGAACUUAAAUGAUGAAAAUAAUGGUGGAAUGAUUUCUAAGAUGUCCAAUAUGCUUAAAAAGAUCGGAAGAUUUUAAGAUUUUUGCUUAUGAAAUAAAUUCUAUACAAAAUAAAAAAAAGAAAGGGACAUGAGGAAUAACUUCUUAUUGACAUCAUAAUGCAUUCUUAUUAUCUUAGCACUUUAUAUAUAUCUAUGAAAAAACGCACUUAUUUUAAUCUUUAUUAUUAUUAUAUGAGUUAAAUGUAUUAUUUCUUUCCAAACGCAUUGUCUUUUAAAAUCAUAGUACUGUAUUAUUCAAUACUAUAAUAAAAAAAUAAAAUAUUAAACAAUUAAACUA
Molecule: messenger RNA, 791 nt
Organism: Solenopsis invicta (red fire ant)
Lineage: Eukaryota; Metazoa; Arthropoda; Insecta; Hymenoptera; Formicidae
Exons: 6
Coding region: 156-530 (124 amino acids)
Source: RefSeq, a predicted model, not a curated record